Messenger RNA from Spathaspora passalidarum NRRL Y-27907, 3837 nucleotides. RefSeq names its product ATP-dependent DNA helicase (gene SGS1). Gene Ontology annotation, cellular component: chromosome; nucleus; cytoplasm. The transcript has a single exon. Lineage: Eukaryota; Fungi; Ascomycota; Pichiomycetes; Serinales; Debaryomycetaceae. Gene Ontology annotation, biological process: double-strand break repair via homologous recombination; DNA replication. Bases 1 to 3837 code for a protein of 1278 amino acids. The record is from RefSeq and is a predicted model, not a curated record. Gene Ontology annotation, molecular function: nucleic acid binding; ATP binding; four-way junction helicase activity.
AUGAUCCAACAAAACACUCUUCAAGCACAGAUCAAAUGGUUUGAAGAUUCCAAACCUUAUAUACCUUCUUCAAAUGUGUUGGAUCUCCUACUAAAAAAAUAUCCUAAUCAAACAGCUCCCAAUGUUGUAACCACACUUGAAUCAAUAGAAAGUUCAAUAGAUAUACCCAGUGUUAAUUCCGUUGAAACCAAUACAUCAAAUGGAAGACCUAAUUCUGGCCAAACUAUUGGCGAUAUGAGACCACCAACGAGACUCGCACCUGAACCAACAUCCAUACCGUCCCUGCAUAACAAAAGUUCUAAUACCCCCCAACAGCUGGUGAAUCAAGUGAAUCAGUCAAGAUUACCACUAACCAAAGAGAAAUCUAUAGUACAAAUAGCAUCAUCCGAAGUUGUAAUAAAUGACGAAGAUGUCAUUGAUUUAACUGAAAACAGUCCCAUUAGAAUGACUUCUACCAAGAAAAACACAGUACAACCUAAUACGCGAGCGAAGAUGGCUUCAACUGCUUUACUUCAAGAACUAGUUGAAGUUCAAGAGUCAAAGAUUAAGUUAUUAGAAGAAAGAUUUGCUAUUACCGAAUCAACACUGAUAUCCCAUGACAGCAAAAAGGAAAUGUACAAGAAUAAGUUUGAACCUCAAUUAAAAACAACAGAUGAAAGGAUAGCCCAGUUAAAGCUACAAAUACUUGAUCAAGAUGUCAAUGAGCAGGUAUCCACAUUCACCAGUUCUACACCUAUAUCUGCAAACAUAGUUAGCUCCACUCCUAUUAAUGCUCCACUACCACCAGUCCAAGAAGUGCCCGAUUCAUUAAAUUUACAAAAUCAUGAAAUUGAGCCACAAAUAAUACUAGAAAUGAGUAGUCCUAUAUUAUCACCAAUUGCUGAAGUACCUACUACUCCAGUACAUCAAUCAUUUGCCCAACCCCAACCCCAACCCCAACGUGCUUUACGAGAAAUUGACAACCGAAUCGAGGCCCGGCAAUUUGUCGAAAAUACAGAUCUUACUGAUGGUGAAGACAACUUUGGAGAAAUGACCAUGGAAGGACUUCUAACUCAAAGUCAAGAACGUGAUGAAGUUAAUGAUUUAGGCAGUUUUAUUGAAGAUGACGUUUCUGAAGAUGAGGACGACAGAUCAUUCCUUAAUGACUCUGAGUCUGACCUGACUGAUGUGGAUGAGAUCCAGGACGAUACACAAUUUGGUCUGACUGAUAUUAAUGUCAAACAGGAAGUUAUACCCUAUGAAAGUGGCGAUGAAGAUGAAGUUGAAGAAAUUGAAAAUUUCACCAUGAAUGAUGAAAGAGAAGUUGAUAUAAUCGAGGUACUUUCCGAUGAUGAAGAUGGUAAUGUCUUGGAAAUAGCAGAUGUUUAUAGCCAACCAGUAAAUGGAAGUGCCAAUAAUACCACCACCACUUCUAACCCAGUUGUCAGCAUUGAUAGUGAUUUUGAUGACCUGGACUUUGGAGAUGACGAUGAUGAAUUAUUAAAACUUUUGAAUGCAAGAGAUCAACCAGCAUCUCCUUUAGUGACUACGGUAAACAAAGAGAAUAUACCCCCAGAAGCAAGACCAUUCAUUGACGAGAUUUAUCAUGUUUUAAAUAAUGUUUUCAAAUUGAAUUCCUUUAGAUCUAAUCAACUUGAAGCUGUCAUUGCCAGUCUAUUACGAAAAGAUGUGUUUGUGUUGAUGCCCACUGGAGGUGGUAAAUCACUUUGUUAUCAAUUGCCUGCUCUUGUAAAAGGCGGGUUAACCAAGGGAACAACCGUUGUUAUAUCACCACUUAUUUCGCUUAUGCAAGAUCAAGUACAUCACUUAGAGAAAUUGAAUGUUAACGUCCGGAUGAUUAAUUCUAAAGGUACCGCCGACGAAAAAAGACAUACUAUGCACUUGUUUCGGGAAGGUUUACUAGAUAUAGUAUAUUUAUCGCCAGAAAUGGUGAUUAAAUCCGCCAUGUUUCAAAAGGUCAUUGAAAAGUUGUAUAAUGAAGGUCAGUUAGCCAGAGUUGUCAUUGAUGAAGCUCAUUGUCUUAGUUCUUGGGGUCAUGAUUUCCGUCCAGAUUAUAAAGGUAUGGGCUUAUUUAAAACAAAGUUUCCAAAUGUUCCAGUAAUGGCACUUACUGCCACUGCCAAUGAAAGAGUAAGAGCUGAUGUCAUAACCCAUUUAAAUUUAAACAAUCCGGUUUUCUUUAAACAAAGUUUCAACAGAACUAACUUAUUCUAUGAAGUUCAAUGGAAAAAUGCUAAUCAUUUGGAUGUGAUCAAAGAUUACAUAUUUCGGAAAUUUAAAAAUAAAACCGGGAUUAUUUAUUGUCACUCAAAACAAUCUUGCGAACAAACAAGCCAACGGUUGAAUCAACUUGGUUUACAUUCUGCAUAUUACCAUGCAGGUAUGAGUUCAGAGGACAGAAUUGAAGUUCAAACCCAAUGGCAAGAGAAUAAAGUUUAUGUAAUUUGUGCCACCAUUGCAUUUGGUAUGGGAAUUGAUAAACCUGAUGUGAGAUUUGUUAUUCAUUUGUUUAUACCUCGAAGUUUAGAAGGAUACUACCAAGAAACUGGUAGAGCAGGACGUGAUGGGAAACCUUCGGAAUGUCUCAUGUUUUUUAAUACUCGUGAUGCUCAUCAUCUCCGAAGUAUGAUUAUUCGAGAUAAAAGUUUAAACAAAAUGAGUCGAGAAAGUCAUAUGGUUAAGUUGAAACAAGUGGUUCAAUAUUGUGAGAAUGUCAUUGAUUGUCGUCGUAAACAAGUUUUGCAUUAUUUUAAUGAAACUUUUGAUCCAAAACUUUGUCAUCAACAAUGUGAUAAUUGUCGAAAUUCAGGUUCAACUACUAGUUUUGAAAAGGAUUUCACGACCAAUGCUGCUGAUAUUAUCCGCCUUGUACAGUCAUUUCAAGGGUUUGAUGUUACUCGUUUACAUUGUGAAGAUGUUUACAAAGGAUCAAGAAGUAUGAAAAUUACAUCCGUGGGCCAUGAUCAGAAUCCAUACCACGGUAAAGGUGAACUGUUGGAUAAGACUGAAAUAGACAGAUUGUUCUUUUAUUUGUUGUCAGAGAAGUGUUUGGAUGAAUAUUUACGUUCACCUGGUGGAUUUCCUGUGAGUUAUAUUCAAUUGGGAAAACAUGCUAAUGAUGUAUUGACUGGCGCGAAAAAGAUUAAGAUGCAAUGCACUUCUGGUCCUUCUCGUAACUUGGGGUAUAAUUCUGCAGGUCAAACAAAUCGAAACCCAACUUUGAAAGCAAGUAAUGGCAAUGCACCAGCUAAUGGUCUUAAUGGGUUUAGAUAUCAAGGAUCAUUUACUACAGCUCGAGAAAUGUCCAAUAUUGACUUGCCCAACAAUAAUUUCAGUUCAGGAAUAUCUCGAGAAGAUUUACCUCAUAUCGAAAAGAGUUUUCAAGAAUUGAGUCAUAUUCGACUGAAUGCGCUGGUUCAAGUGGGUAUGAGGAAUCAACUUUUAAUUUCUGAUAACACCUUAAAGGAUAUGCUGAGGAAUUUACCAACCAACAAGAAAGAUUUCUCCAAGUUAAUUGGUAUUUCCAGAGAACAAACGGAAUAUUUCCACUAUUUUAAGAAAGACUUGGCGCGAUUAGCAAGGGAAAGAAAGAAGAAUUCAAGUCAAUCACUGACAACAUCUCCUGGUCAAACAAAAUCAACAGCAGUUUACAACACAACUUCUACAGAUACAACUUCUCCCUUUUUUAAGAAGACUUCUAGAACUUAUCAGUCAUCAACAAGCCAAAAACGACAACGAAGAUCAAGUCAAAAUUCUCAAAGAAAGAGAUUUAAGAGUAAAAAUAGUACCCAAAAAAGUACAUCUUCAAGGAGUACCAUUCAAGCUAUGCCGUUGUAG